CGAUAUUAAUGUUGACAAUAAACAAAAUUUAUCUCAUUUAUAAAUGCUAAGUACAAUGUCUGAUUGGGAGUUUGUGAGUCGUGAUUUGAAUUCAUAUGUCCAACCAGCCAGCAGCAUUGGUUACAGGUCAUCAAGUAGUUCAAGUUAUGAUUAUAACAAAAAUGAAAGUUUGGACCUAAAAUUUGGGGAUGAGGAUAUUGCAAAUCAAGAAAUAACAAAAAGACAUUGGAUAAAAAGUGAAGACAGGCAAUUCUGUUCUAACAGAAAUUGCAGUAAAAAGUUUACAUUGAUUGAGCGUCAGCACCAUUGUAGGAAGUGUGGUGAAGUGUUUUGUAAUGAGUGCGUCAAAUUUAGAAGAAAACUGAGUAAACUUGCUCAAUUUGAUCCCGAGGGGACACUUUAUAAGGUAUGCCAGACAUGUUUUGAAGAGGAUCGCAACAAUGAAGUUACUGUUAGGAGUCAGUUGAAAGCUUUUAAAGCAGCUAAACUGAAUAAAAAGCAAGAAUUGAGUGUCAUCCAGCGUGGCAAAUCAAGUUUACACAAGUCUAGGAGACAAAAUUUAGACUUAGCAAGUGAGUGUGACAGAUUACGGGAAGGUUUUAUGAAGAGUGUUGCAGCAUCAGAGGUGAAGAGAACUCUUCAUGAAGUGAAGGUUAUGAUAACCACGCCAGAUUGGCAAAAAUCAGCUAAUUGGAUGCAAGAGAGUAUAUCAGACAAGUGUCAGAGAUGUUCGACAGGAUUUAACAUACUGAAGAAGAAAUAUACGUGUAAACUCUGCAGCCAGGUUCUGUGUAAGGUGUGUAUACACAAGGAGCUUCUAGUCUAUAUACCAGAUGAUGUGAAUGAUAAUGUAAACACAGAAGCUAGAUUAGUGAUCAUCAAAGUAGUAGGGAGUCCUGAGGUUGAACCAGAGGUGUCUCUACUAUUACAUGUGUGUGCAUCUUGUAGACAGUAUGUUGUUGACCUUCAAGUGGACAAAGUCGAACAAGACUUAAGGUCAGAGGUCAAGGACAAGGCGGAAGGGGUCAUUUCAAAGUUGAUUGUUGUUGAUUUGUCUGUUACAAUACUACAAAAUAAAAUUACUGAUCACAUGACAAAGUACCAAGACAUUGUAGAAAGCCUGGAAAACAGUAGUAAAGCUUCAGGGGAUGGCAGUAAUACCAAGGUGCUAGCCAAAGCUCAGGAGGAUUUAUCAGACUAUUUUGCCACAAUGUCUUUAAAGAUUCCCACCAUAAAAAAACUUCAGGACGGUUGUGAAACAGACACACAAAGAAAACUUCUUAGGAACUAUAUGAAGGCAAAAAGUGAAUUCUACAUUGGUAAUGUAAAUACGUUCAGGAAAUUGAAAAGAAAGCUUGGUGAAGCUGCUCCGCCACAAGUGCUGGAAUAUAUACAGAAAAUUGUUGAUAAAAAUGCCAUAGUAAGUGCUCAGAUUUACAUCCGUCAACUGAUGUUUGAAUCAAUACAUCUAGGAGACAAAUACAAAUUGAAGGGACUAGUACCUGAGUUGCUCAAACCAUUAGAUGAUGCAAUAGAGAAAGAGACUGAACUGUGUUUAUUGUCUGAAGGGGAAGACUUGGACCAACAUCAAGUAAAUCUGAUGGAAAUCAUUAAAGUACAAAUGAAGGACCAUCGUGUGAUAAGAUUGUCAAAGAGAUGUUUGGAGUCCCAAGGUCAAGCACAUGCAGCAGAAGUGCUAAGGAAAAGAUUGAUAGAGAUACUUGAUCAAAUCAGUGUACAGCUCAACCUGAAAUCUGUAAACAGAAGUUUCCCAAAAACAAAAUCUGAGCUAGAAACUGCGUGUGAAGCAGCAAAACAAUUAAAUGUUAGCAGGUUGUUAUGAUGAUUGACAGGAGAGACAAGUUAUUGUUUGGAAUAAUAAUUCUCAACAGAAUGUGAUAUAAAGCAGAUAAUGUGAUUUUAUAGCCCAUCUUUUUGAUAAAGAAAAAUGUGUGCUAAUGCUACAGUCUAUUUGUCAUUGCCGUUGCAAAUGCUAUUAUAAUCCAAAAACUUUUAUGUUGGUUGUAGUUUUUUGUUGUUUUUUUUCAUAUUUGCACACAACAACCCUUUAGACAAGACCUUAAAGUAGACCAGACUGAGCUUGACUUUGAGUCAUAAAUGACCUCGGCUUUGAAGGUCAUAUUUUUUCAUUUGCUUUAACUGGCUUUAACUUAAUUAUUUAUGAAUGGAUUGUCUUCAUACUGGGAUACAACAAUAUUAGGACAGGGCCCUCAAGAAGACCAAACUGGCCUUGUAUGCUUUUACCUUGACUUUAAAGCUACUCUCCCACACAAAGCUGGUCUAAAAACAUUAACAUAUUGUUUACAGUUAUUGAAUUUGCAUACAAGAAAAUUUUUUACAAGUUUCCAUGAGAUAAUUGUGACUUAAUGGUUGUUAUGUGUCACUUGACAAAGAUAUAAACACCCCUAUUAUCACUUCUGUUAACAUGUAGUGAGUAGGACAGCUUGAUGCAGGUAGAACUUGCUAUAUAAAUGACAGUUUUAACUGGAUUAUUAUGAUAUUUUCUUCUGUUUUGUCUCUUUUUAUGGACAAAAUUUUCUAUGAUAUAUUGUGCAGCAAUCGAUUGCAGGAUAAAAAACUUACCAAGCGCACAACUUUUACACCGGCAACCAACGGAUCUACUUGCAUCUAGUUAAUAAGUGUGUUUAUAAAUCAAAUCAGUAUUUACAAAAUAAAGCAUUGCAACGGUUUAAAAUUACAGCGUUAUAAACAUUGCAAAAACUUGUUUGUUUCAUCGGACAAGACGUAUAAUAAUCAUUUAGUUCCAUCUGUGGUGAACAUUUUUCUUUUAAUGACAUUUUAUUUCAAAAUCGCCAAAACUAAAAUGUGUUGGAUAGUAGUUUUAAGGGUAAAGUUAUUAAAAUUUUCUUGAUUUUUGCUAUAAUUAACUACAACUAUAAUGUAAGAAUGGAUUGUCUUCAUACUUGGAAAAAAAAAACUUGGUUAGAACCUCCAAGAAGAUUUUACUUGAUCUUUACUCAUGAAUGACCUUUAGGGAGGUAAACUAUUUGGAUGUGUUUUUUGGUAUUUUGUUGUUUUUUGGUUUUGUUCUGUAUUUUUCUUUUGCUAUAUUUGGCUAAAAAAAUUUAAUAAAUGACUGGAUUGUC
Molecule: messenger RNA, 3128 nt
Organism: Ruditapes philippinarum (Manila clam)
Lineage: Eukaryota; Metazoa; Mollusca; Bivalvia; Venerida; Veneridae
Exons: 13
Coding region: 44-1843 (599 amino acids)
Molecular function (GO): metal ion binding
Source: RefSeq, a predicted model, not a curated record